GAGGUCGUUUACUGUUCGGCCUCGCCGCCUCCAAGAAACCCGGUGAGCGAGACGGGAAUACAACAUUGAAUUUCGUACCUCAUCAUCUAGUUUAGACCCGAACCCAGAAUACCACGCCCCCCCCCCCCUCUCUCUCUCGGGGUUCUCCUCCUUUUUCCUCCCUCCAUCUCUCUCUCUCUCCUUCUGUCGUCUCACACUACGAAACCCUAGAGAGGGCUUUCUCUCUUAUUUAUUUUUCCUCAGAAAUCAAUACUAUGCUCUGAUCCUGGCUCCUUCGUGGAUUCGAUUGAAGAGUCUAGUUACAGCCAUGUUGGUGUAAGCCUUAUGGUUAACUUUGAGCCUGGUUUGUUUAUGUCAAGAUGAAGAACUAAGAGUUAAAGGUCAAGCUUCUUUAUUUCCCCUCUCCUCUCUUGGUGGUUUGGACUAUAAUGGUCACAAGGAACACAUCGAUCUGUAACUUGAGUUCGGUCAACAAAGUAUAAUGGAUGAUGAUUGUACAGAUGGAUAAAAUGUCUGCUCCUUCAUCACGGGAGCGUGCACAACGCCUUUAUGAGAAGAACCUUGAAUUGGAGAACAAGCGCCGGAGGUCGGCUCAAGCACGGGUUCCAUCAGAUCCAAAUGCUUGGCAACAAAUGCGUGAGAACUACGAAGCUAUAAUUAUUGAGGACCAUACAUUUGCUGAGCAGCACAAUAUUGAGUAUGCCUUGUGGCAGUUGCAUUACAAGCGGAUUGAAGAGUUGAGAGCAUAUUUCAGUGCUGCUCUUUCUUCCACAAGCCCAAAUUCCACACACGGGAUCAAGGGCCCUGCACGACCUGAUAGGAUAACUAAAAUAAGGCUGCAGUUUAAGACCUUCCUUUCAGAAGCUACUGGGUUUUACCAUGAUCUUAUUAUGAAAAUAAGAGCGAAGUAUGGUCUUCCACUGGGCCACUUUGAGGAUUCUGAGAAUCGAAUUGUAAUGGAAAAGGAUGGAAAGAAAUCUGCAGAAAUGAAGAAAGGUUUAAUAUCUUGUCACCGUUGUCUGAUAUAUUUGGGUGACCUUGCUCGCUACAAAGGACUGUAUGGUGAAGGUGACUCUGUAAAUCGUGAGUUUGCAGCAGCUUCUAGUUACUACUUACAAGCUGCAUCUUUUUCUCCAUCAAAUGGGAAUCCCCAACAUCAGCUUGCUCUAUUGGCUUCAUAUUCUGGGGAUGAGCUAGUGACUAUUUAUAGGUAUUUCCGGAGUCUGGCUGUGGAGAGCCCAUUUACAACGGCAAGAGAGAAUUUGAUUGUUGCAUUUGAGAAGAAUCGUCAAAGUUACUCACAGCUUCCUGGUGAUGCCAAAGCUCUUGUAGCUAAGGUAUCUUCUGGGAGAUUAGCUGGCAAAGGAAGAGGAAAAGUGGAAGCUAAACUGGCAGCGAAGAGUGUAGAAGCUAGUCCUAAAAAAGAGGGAGCAUCUAAUAUAGAGGAGAGAUACAAAAACUUCUGCACUAGAUUUGUCCGUCUAAAUGGAAUAUUAUUCACACGUACAAGCCUUGAGACCUUCACUGAGGUUCUUUCUCUGGUUAGUGCUGGCCUGCGGGAGCUUCUGUCUGGAGGCCAAAAUGAUGAGCUGAAUUUUGGCACUGACACUCUUGAAAAUGGACUUGCAAUUGUUAGAAUUGUGUCCAUUCUUAUUUUUACAGUUCAUAAUGUGAAUAGGGAAUCUGAAGGUCAAACUUAUGCUGAAAUAGUACAGCGUGCUGUUCUACUUCAGAAUGCAUUUACUGCAACUUUCGAGCUGAUGGGGUACAUUGUAGAAAGAUGUGUACAGCUGCAUGAACCUUCUUCAAGUUAUCUUCUACCAGGCAUAUUGAUUUUUAUGGAGUGGUUGGCCAGUUAUCCAGAUUUUGCUGCUGGCAAUGAUGCAGAUGAGAACCAAGCAAUGGUCAGAUCAAAAUUUUGGAUUAAUUGUAUAUCCUUCUUGAACAAGCUACUUUCAGUUGGACCAGUAUCUAUUGAAGAUGAUGAGGAAAAUACUUGCUUUAAUAACAUGAGCAGGUAUGAAGAAGGAGAAACUGAAAACCGGCUUGCUUUGUGGGAGGAUUUUGAGUUAAGAGGAUUCCUUCCUCUUCUUCCUGCACAUACCAUCCUGGAUUUUUCAAGGAAGCACUCCCUUGGAAGUGAGAGUGACAAGGGAAGAAAAGCUCGGGUCAAAAGGAUUGUAUCAGCUGGAAAGGCUUUAGCAAAUGUUGUUAGGGUUAAUCAGAAUAUGAUUCAUUUUGACUCAAGGGGGAAGAAAUUUGUAAUUGGUGUGGAGCCUCAAAAAGUUGAUGAUGUUGUUAUUGCUACAUAUUCAGGCAUGCCUAAUGCAGAAGAGCUGGUUCAAGAAAUUGUACUGCCAAAUCAACAUCAGUACAUGGAGGGAGAUGAGGAUGAUGAAGUUAUAGUUUUUAAACCUGUAGUGGCUGAGAAACCAGCUGAGGUGGUUAGUUCAACAUGGGCAGCUCAUGGAGAGUUGGAAUCUGUUCAGAAAGCUUCUGAGGAGGAUAAAAAAUUUCAUGCCAACACUAUUUCAAACCCCUUGAAUAAUCUAAACCAUCAAAAUGCUUUUGAUGCAAAUUUUAACAUGCCUGUUUCUGUUAGUGGAAUGAUGCCUCAACACCUACAAACAGUUCAGCCACAUUCUUCAAGGUGGUUAGAGGAGAUGUCUUUCGCAAACAGUUUAAAAGGUCUCACCUUCUUGGAGAAUGGUCAUGUGAUGAAACCUGAUCUUCAGGAAGCUUCAUGCACCUCUAAUUAUGGAGCCUUUCCUGUUCCCACCCAACAUUUUAGUGCUUGUACUACUGCUUUGUUUCAUGGUCUCACAAAUGCUCCAGAAUCUGUGAUACCAUCCAAAGUUGAUGCUGUUGCAACUUCUGGAAUUGUGAUUGAUAAUAUGGUUGUGAAUCCAUCAACUAUGCAAGCUGGUUUAAGUAAAGCUGUCAGUCGGCCCAUUAGGCACCUUGGACCUCCCCCAGGCUUUGGUGCCCUUCCUUCUAAUCAAGUUAAAACUAAUGUUUCUGAUUCAGUCAGUGGGAAUCUGUUACUGGAUGAUUACAGUUGGUUGAAUGGAUAUCAAUUGCCUCCAUCAACCAAAGGUUUGGGCUCUAAUGGUCCCCUUACUUACUCCCAUUCAAAUUCCCAGCAAGUCCUUAACAACAAUGGCCUUGGGGGGACAGUCAGCUUCCCCUUCCCUGGAAAACAAGUUCCACCUGUGCCACUUGAUGGGGAGAAACAAAAUAUUUGGCAAGAUUAUCACACUCCUGAACCCUCAAAAAUUCAUCACAAUCAGCAGUUGCAGCCACAUCAACAGUUUGCUGCUGGAAAUCAACAAUUUACUCCACUGCCUGAGCAAUUUCAAGGACAGUCGACCUGGACAGGUCGUUACUUUGUGUGAUGUCAGUACGAGAGUAUGGAUGGUAUUGUGAAUGUGCUGCUCUUUCUUAUCCAUUAGCACUCCUCCUCAGCUGCUGUGGCAUUGAAUAUUGUUGGAGUUUAUUUGGCCUUGACUCGUUGCGGGCACUUGCUACUAAGAAAGAUUUGGCUGAGCUCUCCAGCCCGGAGGAAGGAUGACAUCCAAGCAUCUUUAUGGUUCGAUAUUCUUAAGAAGUAAAUGCCUUGUCUGGUUGGAUGAAUAGGUGUUAAAUAAAGGAUUAUUCCGGUCAAUUUGGGGCUUGUAUCUCAAUAUCUCCGGGGAUUACUGGUAUGACAGUGGUUUUUUCACUUCUCUUAUGGAAAUGGCCAUGAUUCACCUAUCAGAAUUGUUGUUUCUAUCAUCUGGCUGCCCAUGAUACGCAGUGCUAACUCUUUUCCUGCCGCAAAGCUUCAGACUAUAUAUAGUAAAGGCUGGUAGGAACAAGCUGGGUGUCUUGGGAGUCAGAGUUGGAUAUUGGUAAAUGAUUAUGACCUUGGGCUCAUGUGAUCGAGUACACGUGUUUGCUGGAGGCAUUUAGUGUAUGAUGAGUGGUGUAUGGCUCAUUUUAUCCUUUUUCUUUUCGAAGUUGAGAUUUUCCUGUGAAUAAAGAAUUCUGAUGCGUGGUGGAUAUAUUAUAUAUACCCAUCGCAGUAGGCAAGAAUGUAAUCAGAUAUCUCCCUCUAUUUUGUGCAGUGUUUUUGUACAAAGUCUGGAGGGGUUAUGACUUUCUUGAUUUGUGUUCAUCUUCUGGUGUCUAAUGUGAUUUCUAUCUAGCACUGAAUUGGAGUUUGCCUUUAGUCUA
This is a messenger RNA of Prosopis cineraria, 4215 nucleotides long. RefSeq names its product nonsense-mediated mRNA decay factor SMG7. Gene Ontology annotation, cellular component: telomerase holoenzyme complex. The coding region runs from base 486 to 3395 and encodes 969 amino acids. The transcript is spliced from 9 exons. Gene Ontology annotation, molecular function: telomerase RNA binding; protein binding; telomeric repeat DNA binding. Gene Ontology annotation, biological process: nuclear-transcribed mRNA catabolic process, nonsense-mediated decay. Lineage: Eukaryota; Viridiplantae; Streptophyta; Magnoliopsida; Fabales; Fabaceae. The record is from RefSeq and is a predicted model, not a curated record.